GCACAAUUUAGCACGGCAUUGCCGCACCAAUGAAAGCUCAUGCAGGUUCUUUCCAUUUAAAUGAGUAGGACGCUGUAACGAGUGUAGGCGCUCUUGCAUCGCAGACGGAACUUUAAAAAAAACAAUGAUGGCUUUUAUUUUAAGGUCCUAGAGCUCAACAAACGAUGUUUUGUACUGAUGACGAUGAAUCCAAUCUAAAAGCAACAGUUGUCCACCCCAAUGAAGUUCUGGACAUAGACGUAUCACCAGGCGUGAAAACCCCACCUUCCUCUUUAUUCUCUGGUGCAGCCGAUCAACCGAAAAACGAAAACAAAGCAAAAUAUAAAGAGCGGAAGUCGAUAAGACUAACCACACCAAUCAAAACAAGUGCAAUGAAACGUGGGGAUCCAUUUUUACCGUCUGUUUUUUCUGAUGAGAACCCCAUCGCCGACUAUACUAUUAAAAAGAAUUCUAGGAAAAAGCCAUCAGAUUGUAAGUGCAAAGGGUUUGGCUACAACGUAAGUCCGAGCUCUCUGCUACCAGAGGAAAUGCGGCAACAAUGGGGAGUUGGGAUGUUUGGAAAGCCAACUUUGAUUAAAACCAAUUCGGUAACACCCGCUUGCACAACAAACAAUCAUGUGGUGAUAACGCCUUCUUCCAAAGAAUGCGAACUCAAAUGCAACCAAGUAAAUAUAAACAGAAACGGCACCGGUUGCUCGAGCAGCAAAUGUGUGUUACGAUGUAAGAACUGUAGAGAGGACCCCUGCUUAUGUACAGCUAUAAACAGGUCGAUUGAAGGUUUUCGAAUUCCUGACAAUACUGAUAGAAAAAAACAAAAGAACAUUGCAAAAAAUAAUGGUAGUUUGAAGUCUAAAGACAUGAACAAAAGUCCUAAUCCGGUUGUCUUGACGGGAAAUUCCAACUGCACAACUUUGAUCAAACGAAUACCUUGCUAUAACAGUAAAGAAAAUAGUAACAUAAUUAGCACUAGCAAUUUUCACCGGACUCCCAUGGAGCCACCAAGCAGUCACAAUGUAAGCAUAGCUGAAUCUGUUUCUUUCAAAGGUGGUCUCGCAACCAGUUUUGUGGGAGCCAGACCCAUCAAUCCUGCAGAAACACAAACAAGCUCUUUGAAAGGUUAUAGACGAGAAGACAUUACUUUAUCCCAAAGAGCUCGUCAUCGCCAUCAUCCUUUUCCAACAAGGCGAAUUUUAGCUAAUAUUUCUCCGUCUCCUAUUCUAACUAGCAGUAACAUAAGUGGUAGUUCGGGAGGCUACGAAAGAAAGAAAACUCUGUCUAUGAGUACUCCUCAGAUGAUUAUGAUGGGCUCCCAAAGCUGCGCGUGUGAAAGCUGCAGACGUCGAGCUAGCCUUGUGUCGAGAAUGGAGGCUAUGGGCUUUUCGACACAAGCUCAACAGAUGCUGUCCCCUUAUCUAUUUACCUCAACACAAAGGUACCAGCCAGUCUUGAUGUCAUCGCCUUUAACCAGUUCAAACAGAUACGCUCCUUAUACUUUACCUAGUUAUGGUUAUACAAGAAACUCAGGGUCGAUUUAUCGUUCUCCAGAACGUUACCAGUGUUCAAGUCCGACAUACUACGACUACAGUGAUAUUUCAAGUUAUGGACGACAACCGUUCUCAAGCACACCCUUGUCUAUGGCGAAUGAGAUAAAUAAAAUAGAAGCUUCAUUUUUGGAUAGUGAAAACUCUCUGCCUUCUCCUCCAUCGUCAGGCUACGUUGAAGAUAUCACAGACUUAUCUAUCCAGGACACGGUAGAUUUCUUUGUAAGUAUGAAAUCCCCGUUUGUGAACUCAUCUUCAUCACCUGUUUCUGAUUCCAGUCCAGGCAUGUACUCUACCAUGUCCCCAGUAGAUAGAUGCACGUCACCAAAUUUUCCCAGCAGAUCCAUGUCCUGUUUCUGUGCAGCUGGUAAUAAUACACAAUCUUUUUCCAUAGCUCAAUAUAAACGAGAUUCAGGUUUUGGAGAGCCUUCGUCUAACACCAAAUAUAAUAGUAACCACGAACCCGCUUCACAACCAAUUUCUUUACUGUAUUCUUCCUUGGUCACAGAUUUAGAAGAUGAGCUUCAGUGUGCAAUAGAAAAUAUUCCGACUGUGUAGAAAUCCAUGAACUAUUCAAGUGAAAAAUAUUUUGUGUUAGUUUGUUAAUUACUAUGUCUUGAUUACACAAUUGGAGCUAUUUCAUUCACUUUAAUGUAAUGUAAUUUGAGCUUUUAAUGAUUUAUUUUGCAUACAAACUGAUGACAAGCAAACAAUGUUGCCCAAUGAUACUGAAUGCAGAGAAUUUUUAUAUUCACUUUUUUUUUUACUUUUGUUUUGCAUUUGAUUGCUUGACAUGUCCCCAUAUUCACAACCUUUUUUUUUUGUGUUCAUAAUUAAUAAUUUGUAGAACCAUUUUCAAAUUAAAAAAAACUUUUUUUUUAUUUGGGUGAAAAUGUUUAAAAUACUUUCAUUUAUGUAAUAGUUUAUCUAUGUAAGGAUUAACUUGGAAUUAUCCUGUAUAUGUGUAUAUAUAUAUAUAUAUUGAAAGUUUAUUUCAUUACAUUAGAUAUGUGAUUUUGAAAAAAAAUUAAGCUAAUUUGCUCACACUCAACAGCCAUAAAAUUCUCUCCACACCAAAUUAUGCUUUUAAGAGAGGAAGAGGUAAACAAGUGGCAAGGCCACAUGUUUUGUUUUUAUGUUUAUAAUGCAAAAAAAUGUUUUCCUCAUACGCCCACAUUUGUGUCUUUCAGUAACAUAUUUAUGAAAUAAACCACCGUACAGAAAAUUACUGUUUACUGUUGAUAAAUUAGUACCCAGUUUUAAAACCUAAGCACCUUUGAAAAAAAAAAGUUUCACCUAUCAAAACAAGAUCAAUUUUAUUUUCUAUUAGCAUUGCCAUUAUUAAUAAUAGUUGAACUGAAAAUAAAUAAGAACAACUUUAUAUCAAUGUCAGAACAUUCUAACAAUCAUACAUUGAGAAAUAAAAUGUUGUAUGAUAAAUAAAAUUGACGUUUUGCAAUUUAUUGCAUAAAAGAUGAAAUGUAAUAUAUACAUAUACAGGCAUGGAGAAUGUGUGAUGUAUUCAAGUAUACUAGAUUCAAUUUAAAUAGAAAUUAUAUGAAGAAUAGGUUUUUAAUAUUAGGUUACCAGUAAAAAGUUUUCUACAGUUGAAAAUCAGUGCACUUUGUGACAAGACACAAAAACAAUUUCCUGUUCAAGUCAUUUCCAUAUCGAGUUCAUUCCCUUGAGCAACAUUUCCAUUGUGUAUAAAAAUUGCAAGUAACUAAAAAAUAUAGGUAUGCCCAAAUUGUAUUUUCUAGUUUUAAUGAAUUUAUUUACAUUAUGAACACAAAAAUUCAUUUUGAAGUGCUUUUAUAAUAAAAUUAUCUGGUAAAAUCUAUAUAUAGCUUAAGAGAAUUUCAUCAAUUAAAAAAUGUUAGAAUAUAAAAAUUUCAACAAUAGGGGUUUGUAAAUAGUUUGUUCUGGAAUGUUCUGAAAUAACUGCUUUUGACAAAAUACAACAAGGCUAUAAAAUGUAUAACAUAAAAGGAAUGUACAAAAGGUAAACAAACCUACACUUUGUAUUUACAUGGUAUGAGGGACUAAAUAUAUGUAAUACUUGUAAAGUAAAUAUAAAAUGUUACAAGUCUUUCUUUGUAAACUGCCUUUGCUAGUCGAAAGAUAGGAGUGAACAGAAAGUGUUCUAAAGCUUUAAUGCAUAUCACAAUAUACAUCUUAUUCCAUGUUAAGCUUAAACUAGGUGCGAAAGUUAAGGGAGCAAUAAGAAAGAUGUUUAAGCCAAUAAGUAAUUUCCCCUUCUCAAUUCCCACUCUGUAGAAAAAGUUUUAUAUGCAGCUCUUAAACUGCAGGUCCCCCACCCCAUGAACAAAAAAAUUGAAUCCUCUUGAUUGAUUCUUGAGUUAAGAAAUGUCAGAUCUUAUGAAGCAACAGAAAGUAAAUUUAUACACAGGAAAUUUAUGUCACUGUUAGGCAAUGAUUUAUGAAUGUAAAAAUGUUUAUUUCUAUUAGCCAGCACAACAUACUUUCAAUUAAACAAAUAAUUAUGACAAUCAUUACACAACAAUAUAAACAUAAUAAUGAUAUGGAGUUUAAAUUGUAAUCUCUGUUGUCAUGCAAAUAAUGGCUGCCUAAAAUUUUCAUAUGUACAUAAUUUUCAUAAAUGACUAUACAAAUGAAAAUCUCUGCAUUUUCAUUUCCCAACCUGUCAAAGUAAACAUAUUGUUUAAAAUGACUUUAUCCUCACUGAGCAGUUUACAAUGUGUAUAUAAAAUAAAAAGUAAGGAAAUGAUCUAUCACCACAGAUCGAAAUGCACUGUUUUGUUCUUAAAAAAAAAAAGAAAGAAAUAAAACCUGAUACACAUUGGAACAUCAAAAACAUAAUGCAUACCCCUAAAGUGAACUAAAAUAUUACAUAAAAACUUCACGAACUUCUUCCUUGCCUUUCUUUGAAGCAGUUGACUCUUUCCCCUUUUUGGCAUCCUUCUCUUUCUUUGAAUCCUUUUUACUGUCUUUUUUGUCUUCUUUUUUCUCCUUUUCUUUUUUGCUAUCUUUUCUGGUGACUUUUU
Messenger RNA from Biomphalaria glabrata, 4567 nucleotides. RefSeq lists its product as uncharacterized. NCBI's taxonomy places the organism in Eukaryota, Metazoa, Mollusca, Gastropoda, Planorbidae. The transcript has 2 exons. The record is from RefSeq and is a predicted model, not a curated record. The coding region runs from base 165 to 2099 and encodes 644 amino acids.